Molecule: messenger RNA, 1981 nt
Organism: Elgaria multicarinata webbii
Lineage: Eukaryota; Metazoa; Chordata; Lepidosauria; Squamata; Anguidae
Gene: TTC16
Product: tetratricopeptide repeat domain 16
Exons: 13
Coding region: 15-1931 (638 amino acids)
Molecular function (GO): protein binding
Source: RefSeq, a predicted model, not a curated record
GACGCGGAGGCGCGAUGGAGGAAGAGGAGAAGGUUAAGGAAGAGAAGAAGGAACAGGAGGUGAAGUUGUCAACAGUGUACCUGGGUUUCUUUCCGACCGCUGUCACAGAAGAAAAACUUGAGGAAGCCCGGCAGAAAUCCCUCCGGCACAUUUUUGGGUCUACCGGGACCUUGCGGUAUAUUAGGAACCCUACGAAAGUUGGGACUUUCGAAGGCAUUUUGCAAAACAGAAUAAAGGAGCACUGCCGGAAAGGCAACAAAUACUUCUUCAAUGGGGAAUGGGAAAAAGCAAUCACCUGCUUUACCAAAGCCUUAAACCUGGAUCCUGGCAAGCUGGAACUGUAUGAGAAGAAGGCAGAAGCUCUUCUCCAGCUCUGCGACUUCCAGUCCGCUGCGAUGCACCUCCGGAAGGCCUACCUCAUGUCCUCGAUGAAGGAGAGCAUUGGAGCCCGCCUUGCCUUCAUUUUCCACCUGCAGGGCCAGUGUCUGUAUGAGCAAAAGAUCUUUGUAGACGCCCUGGAAUCCUUCAUGCGCGCCUCAGAAGUGCAGCCUCAGACGACCCUUUAUCGCAUGAGGAGCGUCGCCUGCCUCGCCGCCCUGAAAAGAUACAACGAUUGUCUUCAGAUGGUCAACGAAGAGGUUGCCCGGGAGAAGACGAACCCCGAUCUCUUUGUCCUGAGGGCUUGGCUCUAUGAAUACUUUGGCAAGGCCACCUUCACUUUCUUCAACCUCCGAGACGCCCUGGCGUUAGAUCCAGAGCACAGCGAAGCGCGGGCCAUGCUGGCUAAGUUGAGGAAGGAGGCGCAGAAAUCCAAGGACGAAGCUGUGAACAAGGCAGUGAAGGGAAACCUGCAGGCCUCCCUGCUCAAAAUCAACCGUGCCAUCGACUACAACCCUGUGGAGGCGAAGUAUUUCCUGUUCAGAGGGAACAUCCUGAGGAGGCUGAAAGACUUCAGCGCUGCCAUCGACGACUACCUCAAGGCCGUGGACCUCUGUCAGGAGGAGGAGGAAGGCAGUGAGGUCCGUGCCGAAGCCCAGAAGCAGGUGCUCCUCACUUACAAUGAUUUCGCCGUGCACUGCUACGCCAGGGGCUGCUACGAGGAGGCGGCGCUGCUCCUCAACAAAGCCAUCAAGGGGGAGAAGAACCAGAAGGAGCUCUACAGCAACCGAGGAGAUUGCUUCCUUAAACUGGGCGAGCUGAACUUUGCGAUGGCAGAUUACCAGCAAGCCUUGGAGCUGAGACCCCUCGACUCCAGGCUGCAGAAACGCGUCGCUCGGCUGCACAACGAAAUGGGGAUGCAGGAGUUCAGGGAGAGGCGAUACCCGCAGGCCGAAGCCUAUUUCUCCCACGCAGUUGAGAAUAACCCCCGUGAGAUGAAGUAUUAUCUGCACCGGGCCAAGAGCCGCAUGUUCCUGCAGGAGAUGAUGGGGGCUAAAGAGGACAUUAUUACAGCCCUGCUCCUCAACCCCAGUAGUCAGGAGGUCCAUGCUCUGGCCCAAAAACUCUUCCCAGGGGAGCCCAUUCUCUCCAUGCCCAACAGUAAAGUUGGCGCUGUUGCCAAAGCUGUUUUGGACCGGAGGCUGGCAGCCUGUCCGGCCUGCGAGGUCUUGGCUCAGCAAGAAAGUCCGGAGCCGCGAGGAACGAAACCGCCCUCCCGAAAUGUGUACGUUGAAAACGAAGACCUCGAGACGGCGGACGAGAACGAGGAGAUGGAGCAGGUUGCUGAAGAGAGGCGGCUGUACCAGAAGCUCACCGCCUGCCAGAAGAAGACUCACGCGGUGGAGCAUGAGCUGAAAGAAGCACGAGAAAAGGGAGCGUCUGUGGGACUGCGCGCUCUGCGGCUGGAUCCGUACCCUCACCUGCCCGAAAAGCAGCGCUCGGGAGAACCUUACCAGUGGAGGAAGUUCGGCCAAGGCAUCGGCCACUUUUAGCCAGAGGACCGGCAUUGCGUUCCGAUGUACGGCUCAGUAAACUCGCCUCC